This is a messenger RNA of Colletotrichum chrysophilum, 1926 nucleotides long. RefSeq lists its product as uncharacterized. NCBI's taxonomy places the organism in Eukaryota, Fungi, Ascomycota, Sordariomycetes, Glomerellales, Glomerellaceae. Gene Ontology annotation, molecular function: monooxygenase activity; flavin adenine dinucleotide binding. The record is from RefSeq and is a predicted model, not a curated record. The coding region runs from base 1 to 1926 and encodes 641 amino acids. The transcript is spliced from 2 exons.
AUGGCUCCCUCUACUGUCAUCGAUCAUGCUGAGGCCAACGGCGUCGACAUCGCCGCCAGGGCCGCCGUCAAGCAGGCAGAGCUGAAUGGCACUGCUGAGCGCCCUCCAGUGGCCGACGACUACAUGUACGACUUCAAGUACAACCACGCCCUGCCGACUACCGACGUUCUCGGUGUCCAGAUUCCACAGGACUGCGACGCGCAGGCCGAGGCGGAGGGCAUCGUCAGACAGCUCUCCGAUGCUCUAGGCUCUGGAAACGCAGAGGCGUUUGCAGACCUGUUCCUCGAGUAUGGCGUCUGGCGCGACAAGCUCUCCUUCACCUGGGACCAACGGACCUUCAACUUCCGCCCGGCCAUUCUGAAGGCGGCCCGCGACCUCAUCCCCACCACCAAGGCUUCCAACUUUGCCUUCCUUGCGCCGGCUCCCGUAGUCGACCGUCCCUACGACGACUUUGCCCAGCUGCAAUUUGUCCUGUCGUUCGAGACGGACCUCGUCGUCGCCUCGGCCGUCAUCAAGGCCGUCUUGACGAAGGACGGCUGGAAGAUCUACACCAUGCACACUGUCGCCGAGCAGCUCAAACAGUUCCCGGAGCGCGCCCCGGCCGACGGCCACAUGACGGGCACAAUCAGCUGGGAGGCGCAGCGCGCAAAGGAAGUCGACGCGGCUGACCCCGAGAUUCUCGUCAUCGGCGGCGGACAGAACGGCCUCGCGCUUGCCGCAUGGUGCAAUGCCCUUGGGCUCAACUGCCUCGUCGUCGAGCGCAGCGAAGAAGUAGGCGACGUCUGGAAGAAGAGAUACGAGUACCUCUCCCUCCACUUCCCCCACUGGGCCGACGACCUGCCCUUCUUCCGCUACCCCAAGCAGUGGCCAACGUACACCCCGGCCCAGAAGCAGGGUUUUUACAUCAGCUGGUACGCGUCCGCGCUCGAACUCAACAUCUGGACAAAGUCCACUGUCAUCGAGACGGAGCAGGACGACCAAGGCGCGUGGACGGUCAAAAUCAACAAGAACGGCACCGAGUCCCGCACCGUCCGCCCCAAGCACGUCGUCAUGGCCACCUCCCUCUGCGGCGUCCCCUACACCCCCACCAUCCUCGGCAUGGACACGUUCAAGGGCGGCGAGAUCCGCCACUCCUCCGCGCACGACAGCUCCGCCGCCUUCGCCGGCAAGAAGGUCUGCGUCGUCGGCACCUCGUCCUCAGGCUUCGACACCGCCUUCGACUGCUCCCGUCGCGGCAUCGACGUCACCCUCCUCCAGCGCUCGCCGACGUACGUCAUGUCGCUGACACACUCCGUCCCGCGCAUCCUCGGCGGCUACGCCCCGGGAGCCGACGGCAACCGCGCCGACCCCGCCGAGCAUGACCGCCUCUUCUUCUCCACGCCCGUCGGCCCCGGCGAGGAGCUCGGCCGCCGCACCGCCAAGGUGCUGGAGGACCUCGACCGCCCGCUGCUAGACGCGCUCAACGCCCGCGGGCUGCGCACCUGGCGCGGCCAGCGCGGCACGGGCAACGUCACCCUCGGCCAGACGCGCAACGGCGGGUUUUACUUCGACGCCGGCGCGUGCGAGCACAUCAUCAACGGCAAGAUCAAGGUCGAGCCGGGGUACAUUGAGCGGUUCACUGAGGACAAGGUUAUUCUCAGUGGCGGCCGCGAACGCGAGUUCGACCUUGUGGUGUUUGCGACUGGCUUCUCCAACUUGAAUGAUUCGAUCCGGGACACUCUGGGCCCCAAGGUCGCGAACCAGGUCGGGCAGGUGUGGGGUGUCGACGAGGAGGGCGAGUAUCGGGGCGCCUUCCGGGAGACUGGCGUGAAGAACCUCUGGAUCAUGGUGGGCUUCCUGCCCAUGACGCGGUUCCAGUCGAGGAUUUUGGCGUUGAGGUUGAAGGCGCUUAUGGAGGGUAUUUCGCCUCCUCCGUACAAGGCUUAG